GCCUCCCCUCCUGACGAAAGGCAGUGCCUCCAUGUCCAUGUCCAUGCCGGCGUCGCUUCGUCGGGUGCGAUUCGAUUACUACAACAGCAUCCUGGACUAACACCUGCACCUCAUCCUGCAGUGGCAUGCGGCCACACUGGAGGACGUGUGCAUCAUGGGGGACACUCCGCGCGCGGCGACCCUGCUGUCCGCGCUGCCCGCGCUCCACACCCUCAAGUGCCCGCUGCUGAAGGGCAUGCUGGCGCUGCUGCAGUGCCCCAGCCUCAAGAAGCUGGCCCUCAUCCUGGACCUCAACGCGUGGACGCGGCCGCUGAUGUCCGAGGCGGAGGAGCUGGUGCGCAGGGCGGCGACGCGCCUGGAGGAGCUGACGCUGGACUACAACCAGGAGAAGAACCCGGCCGCCGAGGCCGUGAACCUGGUGCUGUGCCUGGGCGCGGACGCGGCGCCCACGUCGCUGCGCAGCCUCGCCUUCGUCCUGGCCGACAGCGACGUGCCCCCGCCGGUGCUUCCGCCACUGGCCGCCGUCCUGCACCGCCUGCCGCUCCUCACCAGCCUGGACGUCAACUGCAAGCCCUCGGACGCCUUCCUGCGCGCCCUGGACGGCAAGGUGGUGCCGGCGCUCACCAAGCUCGAGGUCUGGCUCAAGGACGACGAGGACGAGUGGCUGGACAGCGAGCCGGUCCAGACGGUCUACGAGAGGCGAGUAUUUAUCUUGGAGAGCACUUGUGUGAAAGGCACUGCGCGAGGCUAGAUGGUUCGGGACCCGAGCGUAACCCGAGCGAGCGCGGGAGGACCCGAACUGGCCGAAACGACUGACCGAACCCGAAGUCGUGGUGUUUGCUCAUUUUAUGUAUUUCUUUAACUCUAGAGGUAAAAACAAUGUUACCAUGGGCAUUUUAUAAAAUGGGGCCGCAUAAGUGUUUUUUUAACAAUUUGACAAUAUGUUGGAAAAAGAAAACAACAAACAACUCUUGCAUCAAGUGAAUUAUGUGAACUGUAUUACUCAACUUAUUUUCCAAACCUUUUUAAAUAUUUGGAUAAAAAUUAAAAGAUAGAACAGAAUAUUUUUGUUUAGCUUUUUUAAAUUAGUCGAACCAAUUUUUUUCUCAAACUUGCUAAAACAAGACUCCGUCAAUGCAAGUGCCGAAAGUUUGCAGAGACGCAGAGACUUAAAAUUCUUCGGACCAGACCUUGAGGUCAAAAAGUCAGUCACAAGAGACAUUUUAGCUUAACGCUAAAAUGGAAUGAUAGCUCAAGGUGAGGUGUGGGAGAAAAACAGCUAUUAACACAAAAUAAAAACAAUUCGUAUUAGUUGUCCAUUGAAUCCUGUACUAAAGAAGUUGCGAAUAUGACUAAUGUAUUGUAGAACAUCUAACAUGCACAAACAAAAUUUAAAGAAAGUUGUAAGCUUCCAGUUGUCGUAAUCUCUCAUCGAUUAGUUUAAGAGAUUCCGCGCAACAGUUAUGGUCAGGUCUAGUCUUCGGCCUGAUAAUUUAUCUCUCUUUUUCUUCCGAAGUUUCUUAGAUAGUUGUCAACAGAAUUGAGAAGCGAAAAUGAUGCACUUGUUCACAUUUUGGAACAAAAAAA
Molecule: messenger RNA, 1587 nt
Organism: Thrips palmi
Lineage: Eukaryota; Metazoa; Arthropoda; Insecta; Thysanoptera; Thripidae
Exons: 2
Coding region: 155-751 (198 amino acids)
Source: RefSeq, a predicted model, not a curated record